AUGACUUCUGUGAGUGCUAUCGCUCGCCAAUUGAAUGCCCUCGAAAUAUCCUCGAAGCAAAAUACCACGCGACCCACGCAUCAGAAGAAACCAAGCCAAGGAAGCAAUAAUGUCGCAAAGCUCUUGACGAAAUUCGCUGCUCCCAAUCCUUUUCCAUCUAGUGCGACGGUACCAAAGAGUACCUCAUCAAGCUCUCUCAAGAAUAAACAACAGCCACCGCAGCAACGAUCCCAAGAAGAGCAGUCACAAUCAGAAUCUCGAGCGCCCUCGCCUCCGAAAGGCCUCGCACAGCCGACCUUCGACAUCGGGCGAUACGAUGGCGGCUUUGAGAUUGACAAUGAGAGUCGUGGAGAACGAGUGUAUGGUCAAGCGGCAGAGGAUCUUGCUCUAGACUCGAGUGUAUGUGGGAUUCGCCCCACUCGCGAGUGGCAUCUCACGGACUUUGACAUAGGACGCCCACUUGGAAAGGGCAAAUUCGGGCGCGUAUACAUGGUUCGCACGAAAUGUGCACCACAUUAUAUUCUCGCCCUCAAGUGUCUAUAUAAAUCCGAGAUCGUGCAGUCGCGAGUUGAGAAGCAGAUCCGGCGCGAGAUCGAAAUCCAACAGAACCUCCGACACCCAAAUGUCCUGCGACUGUAUGGCUACUUCCACGACGAGAAGCGCAUCUUCCUCAUGCUCGAGUUCGCGGGCAAGGGGGAGCUGUACAAGCAGCUGACGAAGCACGGAUGUUUUACCGAGAAACGUAGCUCUCGUUAUGUCGACCAAAUGGCCGAUGCGCUAAACUAUCUUCACGCAAAACACGUUAUUCAUCGCGACAUCAAGCCGGAAAAUCUUCUCUUAGGCAUCAAUGGCGAGUUGAAGAUCGGUGAUUUUGGAUGGAGUGUUCAUGCACCUGGAAAUCGGAGAACAACGCUGUGCGGGACGCUUGAUUAUCUCCCACCGGAGAUGGUGGAAGGUCGAGAUCACUCAGAGAAGGUCGAUUAUUGGGCAUUAGGGGUGCUCACAUACGAAUUCAUCUGUGGCGCGCCACCAUUCGAAGAUUUAACUGGUUACAAUGGUGAGCUCGCAUUAAUCAGUGACAAUUUGCGUCUUAAUGCACCGUUAGCUACGUACAAGCGCAUCGCAAAAGUCGACCUUAAGAUUCCUUCAAAAGUGUCACCAGAGGCACGGGAUCUCAUUACCAAAGCAUGUAUCUGUGGCGUUUCAGCGGUAUGCAUAACGCUGAUCGACGUCUCGCAGCUCCUCCAAUACGAUCCGGACAAACGCCUGCCAUUGGAUGACGUACGGGUACAUCCUUGGAUCGUGAAGUACAGGUCAAAAGGACCGUCGACGUCGAUGCCUAACAAUUGA
Molecule: messenger RNA, 1350 nt
Organism: Fibroporia radiculosa
Lineage: Eukaryota; Fungi; Basidiomycota; Agaricomycetes; Polyporales; Fibroporiaceae
Exons: 2
Coding region: 1-1350 (449 amino acids)
Biological process (GO): mitotic spindle organization; protein phosphorylation; regulation of cytokinesis
Cellular component (GO): spindle pole centrosome; chromosome passenger complex; spindle microtubule
Molecular function (GO): ATP binding; protein kinase activity
Source: RefSeq, a predicted model, not a curated record